Molecule: messenger RNA, 472 nt
Organism: Psylliodes chrysocephalus
Lineage: Eukaryota; Metazoa; Arthropoda; Insecta; Coleoptera; Chrysomelidae
Source: the annotation of a GenBank genome assembly
AUGACAAAACAAAAUGUCCAACAAAAAAAAUAAUAAAAAUACUAGGAAGACAAUGAAAAGAGGAAGGCAAAGUGACUCGUCUUCAUCAGAUUCCGAGUCUGAUUUGGUUGAAUCAACAAGAAAGAAAUAUAAAUUUUUCAAAACUGCAUCAUCUGAAUCAGAUAUUGACAUGGAGUCUGAUUACGAUGAAAUGGAUAAGCUUUUAGAUGAUGAGAAGAUAUUAUGUGAUGAUUAUAUCUUGGUGAGAUUUCCUACUAAGAAAACGGUUGUUUAUUAUGUCGGGCAAGUAAUACAGCUUGCAGAGUAUGGCGAAUUUGUUGUAAAAUAUUUGAGACAUUUGCACAAUCGUUUCCAUUUCCCUGAUGUUGAUGACAUCUCCACUAUUGCAAGAUCCGACAUUGAGGCAAAACUCCCCAGGCCAACUUCUGUUGCUGGCAAUACCCGCUUGGCAAGUUUUUUAAAUUUAGCGUAA